GUGUGUCACUUUGAUGAGGAGUCAACAAAAUUGUAGACAAGAAUAUAGACAGAGAGGGAGACAAAACGGGUGUGCUGUGUCCUCCACACAGAGACAAAGUCAGCUUCUUCUUUAACAUAACACUGCUUGCCUGCUUUGUCCAAUUCCUCCAGAGGGUAGAGGUCAGCUGAUGACCAUCAUGUUUUGCUUCCUACUCUACCUGCCUGCAUUCGGCCUCCUGACAGGUUCUGCUGCAAUGUACCAGGCAUUUACCAGUUCUGGGGAGAUGAACAUCUCGUCCUGCCCCAUCACCUAUUUCGGACAGAAAUAUGAGAAAGUCUAUGUGAGCCUCGAUGCAAACAAAUUUGCAUUCUGCUUCAACAGCUUGUACUCACCUGGAAUCCAAAACGACUGUAUUCUGAUGUCUGGAGGGGCCGCUGACAGAGGCGACCUGACAGUUCUGACAAGAAAAAUACCUCCUGGUUCUGGGGUUCAUCAACUUCUGCCACACCUGAAGCAUGCUGGGAGUUGUGUCAAUGUGAUCCCUUUAAAGAACAGUCAAGAUGAUGAAGUUGAACAAGUUGAACUUGGCAACUUUGGGGCUCAAGCAAUUCUGGCGAUCAAGACAUAUUCAGGCUACACACACACUGAAGUGGAGGCAGAUUCACAAGUCAACAGCCAAACAGUUUCCAAGCUGAAAUUUCAGAUAUCUGAAACAAAUACUGGUGUCAUCGCAGAUGUGAGCGGAUGCAGACUCUCAGGUGUUGUUUAUAAGACAAAUACAACAACAUAUGACCAAGACACCUGCUCUGCUAUAAUCUGCGAUGUGUAUGGAGUUGCAAGAGUAGUCAGCGAUUGUGGUCCCAUGGAGCAUUGCCAGGGCGAUGGGAGUUGUGCCGCGAGAAAUGUGUGCACUGUGGCCGGCUCAACCGUCAUCGAUAUUAAUGGCAAAGUUCACACUGUCCCGGACAGGUGUGGGUACACUCUGCUGAGCCCCGGGUCAAUCCCAGGGCUCAAGGUGUAUGGGGUAUUCCAGGAAAGACGCCGCAAAGAUGUCAGUUUUUUGAACAAUGUGGUACUGCGUCUGGAUGGGGCAGGUGUUAAGGUUUCUCUGGAACAAGGUGGCAGAGUUAAGCUGAAUGGUGAUGUGUUGAAGCUCAAUGCCACAGCUCAGGUGUUCAGCGGUGUCGAGCUCUCAAAGGACAAAACAGGAGUGACUGCUAAAAUAUCAACCUCCAACGGCAUGGUUUUUGUCUUCUUUGAUGGCGACAAAGCACUCAUCCAACUGUCAGGAACCGUCCAAGGUUUGUGUGGAGGAUCCAGCAAGUCUUUCAGCGGAGAAAAGGUUGCUGAAUACAGUUCCGCCGGGUGUGAGGUACCGCAUGAUGACACUGCUAACAGUACUAUAAACUGUGACACCCAAGCUAAAUGGUGCAAUCUCCUGAAGCAGGCUCCUUUCACUGCUUGUCACAACCUCAUCAGCCCAGAGCCCUUCGUAACUGCCUGCACAAACACUUUAUGCAAAUACCCUGCAGUGGACGAUCUCAAAUGCAAGCUACUAGAGACCUACACCAUGGUCUGCAGCAAACAAGGAAAUGUGAAGGUGGAGGACUGGAGGACAAAGACCAGCUGCUAUGCUCAGAACUCCUGCCAGGAUAAAUUCUGCAGUGAUCACGAGUUCUGUGGUCAGAAGUUCUAUGGCGGGGAACCUCGCUGCUUUUGUCGCGCCAUAUUUGCUUCCAAGUACAGAUCAGAAAGCAGUUACGGUGAGCCAACUGCCUGCGAGCACAGUUCAGCUGCGGUAACGCUGGCUAAUUGUCUCUUGGAAGAGGAGGGCAUCGAUUACUCUGCCUUACACCUCAAUGACCAGACCUGCAAAGGGGAAAUGAAGGACGAGACCCACAUGGUGACGUUCAAGUUUGACAGCAGCAGAACUUGUGGUACAGUGGUCAAGGCAAAUGACAGCAAAAUUAUCUACAAGAACACCAUCAUGACACAGAACAACUCCAUAGUUGGCCAUAUCUACCGUCACGACCGAGUGCAUAUCGACUUCUCCUGUUUUUACAAUCAGCCGGAUAUCAAGAGCUUAGCCAUCAAACUCAAACAGAGCUCUGUGGACCAGCAGAUUACUUCUGGAGCAUGGAUUUACAAUCUGACAAUGAAGGCCUAUACAGAUCCUCUACUUUUGGGAACCAUCGAAUCAAGUACCAAUAUCCAAAUGAAUGAGAGAAUCUGGGUGGUGCUUAAGACAGAAGGGCUGGAUGAAAAUGUAGUCCAAUUUGUCACUGAAUCCUGCUGGGCUACAAAUCAGCCUUCGCCAAGUGGAAAUCUGAGAUAUGACCUAAUCAUCAAAGGCUGCCCUAAUCCUGCUGAUGACACAGUGACAAUAGAGAACAAUGGAAGGGGGCCGUACAACGUGUUCUCUUUCAAAACGUUCCAGUUCACUGGCCUGACUGGUGACGUCUACUUGCACUGCAAAGUACAGCUUUGUGUCAUGCAGGGAGGCAACUGUGUACCGAAAUGCAGCCAGGCCGGGAGAUGGCGUAGAUCUAUCAUGUCAAGUUAUGAGGAUGAGAACCCUGCCUUAAUCACCAUGGCCUGGACUUAUUAGGCAAGCUCAACACUCCUCUUAUACUGGUUUCCAUUGAGAUUCAGACUGACUGUUGAGGUCAAGACCCAAUAUGAGUCCCAUUUUGGAUCUGUUCUUAUGAAGAGUCCACCAGUUACUUUUGUGCUUAAUGUAUUCAAGCUUACUUAUAAUAACUUGAUGAGUGCACUGAUAUUCUCUAGCCGGAGAAAUCGUUUUGAUCUUUCCUUGGGUUUCUGGCUUUCUCUCUCCCUACAUAAUAAAAAUGAUUACUGUAGUUUUGGAAAGGUGUUGAUUAGAUUAGGGGCAUUCGACAGGAAAUCCAAUUAACACCUGGAAGAAGGAACAACUAAUUCUUGUUUCAUGAUCUUAUAAACAUAGAUGCUCAGAGAUCGGAUAUAUGAGCAAAUAAUAAAUUAGUGACUUAUAGAAAAAUAGAACUGGAAUGGCAAUUGUGAGUGUGGCAUUUUUACCUGUUUUUUUGUAAUAUUAAAUAACAAAGAGUAAGGUCUUUUACCUGCUUUUUGUAAAGUGUCUCCAGAUAACACUUGUUAUGAGUUGACGCUAUACAAAUAAAGAUUGAUUGAUUGAUUGAUUGAAUGUGUGGUUGUAUUUACAUUCUCUGGUAUUGGACAAAUUGUGGGCAUUGUUUGAAAUUAAAACCUGCAAUCCUUAGUGUUGGGGAUCACCAAGAUCAAAACAUACUGUAUGGGUUAUCUUCCUUUGUUAUGUUUGUAUAUAAUCAAUAAAAAGUAUGGGGAUAUAACAAGCUA
Messenger RNA from Labrus mixtus (cuckoo wrasse), 3339 nucleotides. RefSeq names its product alpha-tectorin-like. NCBI's taxonomy places the organism in Eukaryota, Metazoa, Chordata, Actinopteri, Labriformes, Labridae. The transcript is spliced from 19 exons. The coding region runs from base 170 to 2590 and encodes 806 amino acids. The record is from RefSeq and is a predicted model, not a curated record.